AUGGCGUCUUUCUCGCGCCUCAUCCGCUUCCUUGCCCGUGAUGGCCAUAUUUACUAUGGCGACGCCAUUCUCCCCGCUCACACAACCGAUAUCCGCGCUGCCACUACCGCCCGAAUCAUUACCGGCGAUAUAUUCGGCACGCACUCACUCACCAACCGCACUGCCUCCAUCCGACUCCUCCUCUGUCCCCUGUCUCCCACCCAAAUUGGCACAAUCCGCUGUUUAGGCCUCAAUUACGCCAAACACGCCGCCGAAUCCAAAAUGCCACUCCCCAAAUACCCAGUCCUCUUCUACAAACCCGCCACCUCCGCUUCCGGACCUACGGACCCAAUUCCUAUCCCACUAAUGGCGCAAGAAGCCGAAGGGGUGGACUAUGAAUGUGAAUUAGUAGCUGUCAUUGGCAGAGAAGCCCGCGAUGUCCCCGAAGCAGGUGCACUAUCUUAUGUACUCGGCUACGCCGUCGGGAACGACAUCUCACACCGUGAAUGGCAGAUCGCGCGUGGUGGUGGGCAGUGGGCUCUGGGCAAAGGAUUCGAUGGCUGGGCACCUUUUGGACCUGGGAUUGUGUCUACGGAGCUGAUUCCCAAUCCUCAGGAUUUAAAUCUCACUACGAGGCUGAAUGGAAAGGAGAUGCAACAGAGUCGGACAAGCGAUAUGAUCUUCGGUGUGGCGAAGACGAUUAGCUUUUUGAGUAGGGGCACGACACUGAGACCGGGAGAUUUGAUCUUUACAGGGACGCCCCAAGGCGUGGGGAUGGCAAGGAACCCGAAGGUCUGGUUGAAGGACGGAGAUGAGGUUGAGGUUGCAUUAGAGGGUGUGGGGACAUGUUUUAAUAAGGUGGAGUUUGAGAAACAGAAGGCAAAGUUAUAA
Molecule: messenger RNA, 870 nt
Organism: Endocarpon pusillum Z07020
Lineage: Eukaryota; Fungi; Ascomycota; Eurotiomycetes; Verrucariales; Verrucariaceae
Exons: 2
Coding region: 1-870 (289 amino acids)
Molecular function (GO): catalytic activity
Source: RefSeq, a predicted model, not a curated record